AUGGAAUCCGGUUUCUUGCAACAUCCACACAACAGCCAUAGGAGUGAACAGGAGAGGAGAGUUGGAGCAAUGGAGGCGACGGUGCUGAGCGUGGGCAAGUCUGUGGUGAACGGAGCUGUUAGCUAUGCCCAAUCUGCCGUUGCAGAGGAGGUGGCGCUGCAGCUGGGAGUGCAGCGCGACCAGGCCUUCAUCAGGGACGAGCUUGAGAUGAUGCAGUCGUUCCUGAUGGUUGCUCACGACGACCGAGACGACAACAAGGUGGUCAAGACCUGGGUGAAGCAGGUCCGCGACCUGGGCUACGAUGUGGAGGACUGCCUCCAGGACUUCGCCGUUCGCCUCGAGAAGCCGUCCUAUUGGUGGCACAUCCUGAGGACGCUGCUUGACCGGCGUCAUGUGGCCGUGGAGAUGAAGGAUCUCCGAGCCAAGGUCGAGGAUGUCAGCAAGAGGAACCUGCGCUAUCACCUCAUCAGGGGCCCUGACGCUGACUCAAAGUCCAUGGCUGCUGCCGCCAAGCAGUACUCUGCAGUCAGCAAAGCCAGUGCUACAAUGUUUGGUGUCAACGAAGCGAGGCGUGCCAUGAAGCUGAGGGUAGAUCUGGCCCAACUCAUCGACCAGGAGCAGGGGGAGGAUCUUAGAGUGAUUUCAGUGUGGGGAACAUGUGGCGUUCUCGGGCAGGCAUCCAUGAUAAGGAAGGUGUAUGACGAUUCGGGCACGUUUGAAUGCCGUGCCUGGAUCAAGCUUAUGCAUCCUUUCGACCCGAUCGUGUUCAUGCAAAGCAUUAUGCGGCAGUUCUAUGGAUAUUCUUUUCCAGAAUUAGCAGCUGAGGGACGAAGUUGUCGAGAAUUAGGGACUAAAGUUCUCAAGAAGAUGCUGAUGAUGAAGGAAGAAGAAUUGAUUGAUGAGUUCAAUGAGCAUGUGAAUAACAAGAGUUAUCUGAUUGUUCUUAACGAUCUGUGUAGCAUAGAAGAUUGGGACUGGAUUAAAACUUACCUUCCAGGCAACCGUAAUGGGAACCGGAUCAUUGUGGCCACACAGCAAGUUGAAGUUGCAAGCUUAUGCAUCGGCCAGGAAUGCCGAGUCUCAGAGCUUAAGCAAUUAUCCUCUGAUCAGACUCUCUAUGUUUUCUACCACAAGAGACCUCAAGGUGGAGCAAAUUCAAUGGAGCCAGAGUCAAGCUCAAAUGCAGCAGCCAUUGCCACUACUAAUAGAGCAAUCUCUUCAGUGCCCAUCUGUGAGAUACCGGCUGGUGAUCAAGCUAAAGAUACCGCAAGUGGACAGAAUGCAGUCCGAAGGAGCCUCAGUCGCAUCCUGUCGAUGACGGCUGCUCUAGAGGGAUCUGAAGUUGUUGGGAGGGAGAAAGAAAAAUCUCGCAUCCUCCCACUAAUUGUGGAUUCAGUUAACAAAGAACUUCAGGUUAUCUCUGUUUGGGGAAUGGGUGGUCUCGGGAAGACUGCUCUUGUCAAAGAUAUCUAUGAAGGUCAAGAACUCAGUGGCACAUUUAAGAAACGUGCUUGCGUCACAAUCAUGAGGCCUUUCAAUAUCGAGGAGCUCCUUAGGAGUUUAAUUAUGCAACUAAUGGUGUCAGAAACUUCUGACGAGAAUGACACAGCGAAGAAAACAAUGUCGCUGUCAGUUCAAGAGCUGAAGGAUCAGCUGGGCCGUCUUCCUGAAGAAAAGAGGUGGUUGAUUGUUCUCGACGAUUUGUCAUCUACCACUGAAUGGGACACGAUAUUGGAAAAUUUACCUCAAACAAAGAAUGCAAGUCGAAUCAUAGUCACCACAAGAGAAGAAACUAUUGCCCGUCAUUGUUCACAGCAGAAACAAGAAAAUGUAUACAACCUCAAAGGUCUUACUAAGGAGCAUGCACUUCUUGUCUUCACAAAAAAGGUAUUCAAGGAAAAUGAAUGUUGGCAUCGGCUGUAUCCUGAGUUGGUUGAACAAGUCAGACAAAUCUUGAAGAAGUGCAAUGGUCUUCCUCUUGCAAUAGUCGCCAUAGGUGGCUUCUUGGCAAACCAACCAAAAACUGCCAAGGAGUGGAGAAAACUGAAUGAGAAUCUUAGUAGUGAGUUGGAGAUGAAUCCAGAGCUUGACACCAUAAGAACAGUCCUUCUCAGAAGCUAUGAUGGUUUACCCUAUCAUCUCAAGGCUUGUUUCUUGUAUCUUCCAAUCUUUCCUGAAGACUACAAGAUUAGGCUAACACGUUUGGUGCGGAGGUGGAUCGCAGAGGGCUACUCAGGAGCGGUGCGCGGCAGGUCUUCCUAUGAAAUAGCAGAGAGCUACUUCAUGGACCUCAUAAGCAGGAGCAUGAUCCUGCCAUCCCGGCAAUCACGUCAUAGUAGAAAAGAAAUUGAUUCUUGCCAACUCCAUGAUAUUAUUCGUGAAAUUGGCAUCUCAAAGUCAAUGGAGGAAAAUCUUGUUUUCAGAUUGGAGGAAGGUUGCAACUUAAGUAGCCAAGGCACAAUACGUCACCUCUCUGUAAGCAACGACUGGAAGGGAGACCAGAGUGAAUUUGAGAGUACAGUUGAUCUGUCUCGUGUCAGAUCCAUAACAAUUUUUGGGGAGUGGAAGCCAUUCUUCAUUUCUGACAAGAUGAAGUUGCUGCGGGUGCUGGACUUGGAAGACACUUCAGGUCUGGUUGAUCAUCAUCUCAAGCAUAUUGGGAAGCUUUUCCACUUGAGAUACCUUUCCCUGAGAGGAUGUCAUGGAAUUUAUCACCUGCCAGGUUCCUUGGGUAACCUGAGGCAGCUCCAGACACUAGAUGUCACAGGUACAAACAUAAUCAAGCUGCCAAAGACCAUCAUCAAGCUCAGGAAGCUACAGCACGUUCGUGCGAGGGGUGUCGGGAGCAACGAUGAAUAUGUCUGUGAAGAGUAUUCAGAUAAACUCCCGAAGCUGAUGAGGAGCAAGCAAUGCAUCCUGACCUGCGCCUCGGCGGUGUUCUGCGUGGCAUGCUGCGCGCCACAGGUUCUGAAGGAGACCAUGGGCAUGGACGGGGAUACCAACAGGCGUGACGUCUGCACCACGUGCUGCUGCUCGUAUCUGCCAAUGCUGGCGACACGCCGGAGCCCACGUGGUGUUGUGGUGCCCAGAGGGAUCCACAGGCUCAGAGCCCUGCACACGUUGGGUGUGGUGAACAUCUCAAGGAGGAAGGCCACCCUGCGAGAGGUAGCUAGUCUCACCGGGCUGCGCAAGUUGGGAGUGACUGGCGUGGACGAGAGCAACGGCGGAGAGCUAUGUUCAGCACUGGCUAACCUCAGCAGCCUAGAGACGCUGCUGGUGCAGUCGGAGGGUAAGCCGGGUUUAUCUGGCUGCUUGGAUGGCCUCUCCUCACCUCCGGAAAACCUAGGGAGUCUGAAGCUGUAUGGCAACCUGGUCGAAUUGCCGGCAUGGAUCAACGGUGGGCUGAAAAAUCUGGCCAAGCUCAAGCUGCGGAGUUCCAGGAUAGAGGACCAUGAUGCGGCAAUAAAAGUCCUUGGGCGCCUACCGAACCUUGCCAUCCUGCGUCUGCGGAAAGAGUCACUUGGGGGCGAAGAGGUCCAUCUCCGUUUUCGUCAGGGUGCAUCAUUCCCGAGCCUGAUGGUGCUAGAGCUGAGUCUCCCAGGUAAGCUCAAAUCGGUGGAGUUUGAAAAGGGAGCCACCCCUAAGCUUGAGCUGCUGCAGUAUUACGAUCAGCCUGAAGAAGGCGCCGUUUCAGAAAAAACCGAUGACAAUCAGUUUGAAGAAGACCCCAGAGUUGGGUUGUUUUCUGGGCUAGCAUUUCUGGGAAGCCUCAAGGAAGUUCUGCUCGAGGGUCACAACUACAAAGCCGACUUAGUGCAAAACUUGCGCUUGCAGCUUCAUUCAAAUCCGAAGCGACCUGUUCUCAAGAUGGACUGA
Messenger RNA from Triticum turgidum subsp. durum (durum wheat), 3876 nucleotides. Lineage: Eukaryota; Viridiplantae; Streptophyta; Magnoliopsida; Poales; Poaceae. The record is from the annotation of a GenBank genome assembly.